Molecule: messenger RNA, 648 nt
Organism: Copidosoma floridanum
Lineage: Eukaryota; Metazoa; Arthropoda; Insecta; Hymenoptera; Encyrtidae
Source: RefSeq, a predicted model, not a curated record
AUGACUUUAUCGCUUUUUAGUGUGGGUCAAUUAAAUUUAUCUCGUGGUAACGGCGAUUUGAUUUUGCAAAAGACACAGCUCGGAUGGAUAGUUGGAGGUGGUAUUGGAGAAAUAAGCGGGGACUCAGCGGUUUCUUGUAAUUUAAUCGAACUCACGCGUCAAAUGGAAAAAUUUUGGGUUAUCGAGGACAUUGGAUCAAAAUCAUCGAAAUCAAUCGAAGAGACACGGUGCGAGGCUCAUUACGUCGAACACACUACGCGCGAUAAGGACAGCCGUUACAUUGUCAAAUUACCAUUCAAACGACAAAAUGAGGAUUUCGGCGAUUCAAGGCCUCAAGCUCUCCAACGCCUCAACGCGUUACAAACUCGUCUUAAUUCUAAUCCCGAACUUAAAGUAGCUUACGAAAGGGUAAUGAACGAAUAUAUUAAGUUAGGUCACAUGUCCUUGGUGCGUGACGAGUCUCCAAGCGGCUAUUACAUGCCUCAUCACCCAAUAAUUAAAGAGUCAAGCAGCACCACGAAGGUGCGCGUCGUCUUCGAUGCAUCCGCUAAGGCCAGUAAGGGCUUCUCGCUAAAUAAAGUUUUAAUGGUCGGUCCCACAAUCCAGUCUAAACUGUUUGAUCAUCUUUUGCGUUUCCGCACCUAUUGA